Ceratitis capitata (Mediterranean fruit fly) is the source of this 1029-nucleotide messenger RNA. RefSeq lists its product as uncharacterized. The transcript is spliced from 3 exons. NCBI's taxonomy places the organism in Eukaryota, Metazoa, Arthropoda, Insecta, Diptera, Tephritidae. Gene Ontology annotation, molecular function: DNA helicase activity. Gene Ontology annotation, biological process: telomere maintenance; DNA repair. The coding region runs from base 1 to 1029 and encodes 342 amino acids. The record is from RefSeq and is a predicted model, not a curated record.
AUGAUAUAUUGCAUAAACAUCGUAUACGGUGCCACGAUUGGUAUUGAGGAUCUUUGCAUUGUCAUUGCCAACUUACCAUUUAGUAAUUUCGGUAUGAAUUCGCCAAAUCGAACUGCAUCUGAUUUAAUGAAAACGGAAAUGAAUCGUGAACUGCAGUACAGUACUGUAGAAAUGGCAGCGAUUGUUGCCAGCAAUGUCCCACUAAUGAAUGAGGAGCAAAGAACCAUUUAUGAUCGCAUUACGCUCGCAGUUCCAGCUGGACAAGGUGGGUUCUUCUUUUUGGUUGCACCGGGUGGAACUGGCAAAACAAUCGUUAUUUCGCAAAUUCUUGCUGAAAUGCGAUCAAAUAAUGGCAUCGCAUUGGCCGUUGCAUCAUCGGGCAUUGCAGCAACUUUAUUGGAUGGAGGUGAUUUCAGGCAAACACUUCCAGUCAUUCCACGUUCAACAUACGCUGAUGAGAUUAACGCUUACUUAAAAUCAUCUCAAUUAUGGCGUAAUGUUGAAAAAUUACAGCUAAAAAUAAGUAUGCGCGUUCAAAUGCUUCAAGAUCCAUCCGCUGAAACAUUUUCAAAACAACUAUUAGAUAUCGGUAAUGGGAAAGUUACUAUAGAUGAAACUGGAUACGUACACACACAGUACAUAAAUCAUGAGUGGCUUGCAGAAAGAGCAAUUUUAGCGGCAAAAAAUGUAGACGUUUACCAUUUAAAUCUGAAGAUACAAAUAUUGUUGGCAGGGAACUUGGUAUCAUAUAAAUCUAAUGAUACAGUUUGCGACGACAGCGAAGCAGUAAAUUCUCCCACAGAGUUUUUGAACUCACUGGAUUUGCAGGGCAUACCACCGCAUAAUUUGCAAUUAAAGGAUGUGCCAAUUCAAUUGAAACGUAUACAGUUUCCGAUUAGAUUGGCAUUUGCAAAGACUAUCAACAAAUCCCAAGGUCAACCGAUGGCUGUUUGUGGCUUAGAUUUGAGAACACCAUGUUUUUCACACGGACAAUUAUACGUGGCAUGCUCUCGAGUGGGUCAACCAUAA